Molecule: messenger RNA, 1790 nt
Organism: Daldinia loculata
Lineage: Eukaryota; Fungi; Ascomycota; Sordariomycetes; Xylariales; Hypoxylaceae
Product: putative cytochrome P450 oxidoreductase GliC-like protein
Exons: 3
Coding region: 87-1709 (540 amino acids)
Molecular function (GO): monooxygenase activity; heme binding; oxidoreductase activity, acting on paired donors, with incorporation or reduction of molecular oxygen
Source: RefSeq, a predicted model, not a curated record
AGUUAGUGCUUGUAAUCCCUUACUCCAGAGACUUGGAAUUUCUAUCGUAGUAAUUAGCUGCGGAGUGCUCCGUACAAAUUGGUACGAUGUCCUCUUCACAGGGUUACAUUCCUGCCAACGUUCCCUUUCCUAUCGCAAUUCUCGCUGCAGCCGUCGGCCUGGUCUUCAUACUACGAAGCCAAAUAAUACAGACAUGUCUUAAGUCCUUGCUUUCCAGUGUAAUUAACACAAUCUUAUCUAACCGCUACCAAAUCAAACAUGUGAAGAAUGGUUCUGAUUUGCCAUCACUUCCAUAUGUCUUUCCUAAUGGCCAAGGAAACGUCGAGAAGUUUCUGAAUGGACGUGCGAACAGCGCCAAGUGGGAGAGUGAGCAUGGGAGUCUUUAUCGCCUAUGGUCAGGGAUGAAGGGGGAAGUCGUUCUAACCAAGCCCUCUCAUGUAGAGCUUGUAUUCCGUGAUUCUCACACACACAUCAAGGCCCACGCAAAUGACAGUGGUUACCUUAUGGAACGUCUUCUGGGAUCUUGCCUUGGUCUCAUCAGCGGCUCAUCCUGGAUCGCCGUUAAGACCGGGGUCGAGACGCCGUUCCUACACCGUUCAACGAGCGCAUAUGUUGCUGAUGUACAGGAUUUCACCAAGUCGUACAUGCGCACCUUGGGCGCAGAGAACAAGACGCUUAGGGAGCAAGGAAAACUACAUCCCGUGCGUGAUUUAAAAUUACUCCCGUUCCUCUUCGUCGCAAGGGUUGUGUAUGGGCCGCUGGAUGCGAUGCUAGAGCGAGAGCUUAGGGAUUUGAUCCCAAAUAGAGAGGAUUUAUUCAAGAACGUGAUUAGCGGGGGAAUCACAAGAUUCCCUAUCUCGCGAUUCCUCCCACUCCCAGCAAUACGCGCGCUUCGCCAUUUCAAAGAGCGCUGGGCAGACUGGAAUGAUAGGGCGUACGCGCACGCUCUCAACACCAAGGGAUCCGACGCAGCCCCUAUCAUCGGGAUGUACGAAGCCGUCGAGAAAGGGACUAUGUCACGCGAGGAACUCCUGCAGACUCUCGACGAGAUGAUGUUCGCAAACAUUGACGUGACUAUGGGCGGUAUGUCAUGGACCCUCGUGUUCCUAGCGACCCAUCCAACUGUACAGAAAGCGCUGCGCAGCGAGAUCCUCGCACAUUCCUCAGACCCAGCGACACGCAAUGCUUAUCUCCUUUCAUCAUGGACGACAACACCCACUCUCCUAGGCGCGUCUAUCCUAGAGUCCGCACGCCUGCGCCCGCUCGCCGCGUUCUCCACACCACAGGCAUGCCCGACGCCGCGCGUCCUCGACGGCUACGAAGUCCCCGCAGGCACUAACUUCGUCGUCGAUUCGUACGCGCUCAACAUCCGGGACCCGUUCUGGGGCGAGGACCGGGAGCGGUUCCGACCGCAACGGUGGCUUGAGCGGCAGAAGGGCGGACGCGACUUGCGGUAUCGUUAUUGGCGGUUUGGGUUUGGUCCACGGACCUGUCUGGGGAAGUACGUCGCGGAGUUGGUCCUGAGGAGCGUGGUUGUUGAGAUCUUGGAGACUUGGAAUAUUUCGUUGGAUGUUAAGGUAGGGAGGCAAGAAAAGGAGAAGAAAAUUGGUGGUGAUGGGGAGGAGGAGAAUAUGGAUUGGCCGUGGGAUGAUGAGAUGUGGAUCCAUCAUCCGGAUCUUUUGCUGAAGUGUGACUCUUUGACGAGGUAGUCUACGAAGGAGGUUGAGUUGAAUGAAAGGGUAAUUUUGAAAGAGUCGGGUCUGGUAUAGGCUGUUGGCUAUUCAUCUGUG